This is a messenger RNA of Pseudozyma flocculosa PF-1, 495 nucleotides long. RefSeq lists its product as uncharacterized. The transcript is spliced from 2 exons. The coding region runs from base 1 to 495 and encodes 164 amino acids. Lineage: Eukaryota; Fungi; Basidiomycota; Ustilaginomycetes; Ustilaginales; Ustilaginaceae. The record is from RefSeq and is a predicted model, not a curated record.
AUGAUGCUCAACACCCUCUCCGCUUUCCUUGCGCCGUCGGUCGUGGGCCCGUCAGCUCCGUCGGCCUACCGUGGCCCGCUGCGACUGUCCCGCCUCGCCGGACUCGCCCGCCACUACUUUGCCACCUCGUCGAUCCGCAGCACGACUCCGACCGCGCCGCCGCCGCCGCCGCCGCCAGCGGGCCAGGCACGCCUCACGCUCUACACGGGUCCCCAGUGCGACCUCUGCACCGUGAUGCGCAUCGAAAUCGAAAAGGCCGCAAACGUCGUCCCCCUCGCCCUGUCCACCUACAACAUCCGCGACGAUUCCCUGCCAGACGUCGCAAAGUGGCGACGAAAGUACCAGUACGACAUCCCCGUCCUGCACCUCGACGACAAAGGCGAGUACAGCAAAAUCUUUCGGCACAGGCUCAAGGCAGAGGACCUGGUCAAGGUGAUCCGGGAGGCGCAGGCGCAGGAGGAAGUGCAGACGCAGCCUCGUGAGCCAGCGACAUGA